Messenger RNA from Pistacia vera, 2019 nucleotides. RefSeq names its product glutamyl-tRNA(Gln) amidotransferase subunit A. NCBI's taxonomy places the organism in Eukaryota, Viridiplantae, Streptophyta, Magnoliopsida, Sapindales, Anacardiaceae. Gene Ontology annotation, molecular function: catalytic activity. The record is from RefSeq and is a predicted model, not a curated record. The transcript is spliced from 12 exons.
AUGUUGAUUGACAUGAAUCUUGCAUCUCCUUUUGCAUGGACACGUCUCUUUGUUUUUGUAAUUUUUUCUUCACUUACUGUCACUUCUGCUGCUGCUGCUUUGCCCAAGUCACAGUUUCACUCUCCCUUUACUAUUACCAAUUUAACUCAUCGUCUUCUUGCCAGCACCUGUAAUGAAAUGGACAGUAAAAAGAAUAGUGAAUGUUCAGAAAAACUCAGGGAAGCUUCAACACUUAGAUGUGGGUUUAAGUUGCUUGAUAGCAACUUCUUCAAUGAAAGAAAGUUGUUGGAGAUUGCAAAAGGAGCAACAGAGUUCAACAUACCUAUAAUCAGGGCCAACCGGAAACUAGUGGCUUUUGAGGAUGGAGGGUUGCAUAAUCCGUCUGCUUUACUUUUUAAUGCUGAUUGGGGCAGUGGACAGGCACAAGAAGUGAGCAAAAGAUUUUAUUAUCCCUCUUUGUCAAACAUACAGAAGCCGGAGCAUGAAGAGGACAUUGCUUUCAUGAGUGUUCUCGAAUUGGGGGCACUGAUUAAGUCUAAACAAAUUACAUAAGAAAAGCUCACUCGAAUAUUUCUGAAGAGAUUAAAGAGGUACAAUCCUGUUCUUGAAGCUGUGGUUACUUAUACUGAAGAAUUAGCUUAUAAGCAAGCAAAAGAAGCUGAUGAAUUGCUUGCCCAAGGAAAAUAUUUGGGCCCUCUGCAUGGGAUUCCUUAUGGGUUGAAGGAUAUAAUUUCAGUACCACAAUACAAAACAACUUGGGGUUCAACAACUUUCAAAGAUCAAGUCCUUAACACUGAAGCCUGGGUUUACAAGAGGUUGAAGUCAGCAGGAGCAGUUCUUGUUGCAAAGCUUGUUUCUGGGUCACUGGCAUAUGACGAUAUCUGGUUUGGGGGUAGGACAAGGAAUCCUUGGAAUAUUGAGGAAUUCUCAACAGGUUCAUCAGCUGGGCCUGCUGCUUGCACCUCAGCUGGUAUGGUUCCAUUUGCAAUUGGUUCAGAAACAGCUGGCUCUAUAACCUACCCUGCAUCUCGUUGUGGAGUGACAGCAUUACGCCCAACCUUUGGCACUGUUGGGCGAACUGGUGUGAUGAGUAUAUCAGAGAGCUUGGAUAAGCUUGGCCCAUUCUGUAGAAAUGCUGCAGAUUGCACAAUUGUUUUGGCUGCUAUCCGAGGGAAGGAUCCUGAUGAUCUCUCAUCAAGAGAUAUCCCAUUUGGUGAUCCAUUCUCAGUAGACAUUACAAAACUAACAGUUGGAUAUCUUGAGGAUGCUGAGAUGGAGGUGGUUCAAGUUCUCGCGUCAAAGGGCGUUAAUAUGGUUCCUUUCAAACUGAACUAUACUGUUGACUCUGUUCAAGGAAUCCUGAAUUUCACGAUGGAUGUUGAAAUGUUGACUCACUUUGAUGUGUGGCAACGCUCCAGGAAGGAUGAUGAUUAUGAAGCUCAAGAACAAUGGCCAACUGAAUUACGCCGUGCUCGUAUAAUCCCAGCUGUAGAUUAUUUGCAGGCACAAAGAGCACGAGGAAAAUUAAUCAGGGAAGUGAAAGACAGUUUUACAGUCGACGCCUUCAUUGGAAAUGCAACUGACUGGGAGAAGGUUUGCUUGGGAAACCUUGUGGGUUUGCCAGUAACUGUUAUUCCCACUGGAUUUAAAACUAUACCUAAUCCGCCAGAAGGUGGUACUCGAAGAAGAACUGCAAUCCCUAUUGGCAUUUAUGCUCCUCCGAAUCAUGAUCACAUUGCUUUGGCAUUAUCAAUGGCUUAUCAAUCAGCCACAGACCACCAUAAGCAGCGCCCACCUAUUGAUGAUCUUGGGCCAAAUGACACAAUCCCGAAUCCACCCCCAGCUGCUAUCCGUCCCAGAUUAAUGCAUCUUUGAAGGUUAUAUAUUAUCAAUGUUCAUGUAAUGUAAAAGGCGAUGAAAACCCCACUGAGAUAAGAAUUUCAUCUUAAUGUUGCAAUGGAAGGUGUAAUGGUAAAAUUGAUUCAUGAAGUAGAUUAAGAAGAAAAAUAAAUGAAUUGA